Molecule: messenger RNA, 2802 nt
Organism: Biomphalaria glabrata
Lineage: Eukaryota; Metazoa; Mollusca; Gastropoda; Planorbidae
Exons: 2
Coding region: 1371-2054 (227 amino acids)
Source: RefSeq, a predicted model, not a curated record
UUUCAAGUAGGCUAACGGUGUUGGCUAUUCACACCAAGAAGCUAAGAUAUUUUUUUCAGUUUAAGUAUUGAAUGUAGAUAGUAUAUGGAUAAACUCAAGUAAAAAAAACUAACUAAGUGCUUUUCGGGGGAAACUAAAGUUGGCUGUAAGUUUGAUCAAAUCGUAAUAAACUUUUAGAAAAUAAUAGGCCAUGUAAACCCCCCAUAUUUCUUGUAUAACUUAGUUUUGUACUGGUUUAGUAGGUCUGCCCUCGAUUAACUAGCUCUCGGGUUGAAUGAUAGCAAUUGUUCAUGCUUAAAAGACUUUAAUCAAUGCUAAGUCAAUUGGAUCCAACAAUGCUCAGUGUUGCGUGGAGAGCUCAGAAGUUACACGGGUAGCUAACAUUAGAAUUAAGUGUGCUGUAGAGUGGGCUAGGAUAAGAAUAGAUAGGUGUACGCGUUUUGUUGUUGUUUUUUUUUUAAUGUACACAAAGUUUGAACAAAGUACACUGCAUGAUAGGAUAAUAUAACCAUCAUCAAUAAGUGCUUUACAAAUUGAGCCCGAGGUCACCUCUUGAAGUGCGAAGACCAGGUUAGUAGUAACAGUGAGACAUUGUCUUUGAUUCCGAAGACUAAGGAUUGGAGCGGUAUUUCAGGUAACCAUGCACAUUCUGCCACAUCAGAGUGCUAAGUAAAGUUACUUUAAGACCCAACUGUUUUGGGAAGCACUCAUUGGGAAUCUUCAUAAGGGAUGCAAAUCUAUCGCAGCACUAGACACAAUAGGCAGAACUUCACAUUUCAACACCCAUGUCACCGAUUUCAAAAUAAAAAAAAAAAUUGACAAAGAAGGGAACUCUCCAACGGCUAACAGGAACAAAAAGAUUUGUCGAUGACAGAAAUUGAUUAGUUCGUUUUCCCGCGAGUUUUGACGUCACCGUCAUGUGAAUGCAAAUUUGUGUGAGUGAUGAUCAUUUGACAGGAUUUUUCGUACAGCAGGAAAUCGAAGAAUCACGAAAUAUAUUCGUAUCGACCCUCACGAUCGCUAUAGCUUUGCACUGAUAUGCACCGUUAGCACGAAGGAAACAAGGGUGAGACCGACGCUGGAUCAAUACUAGACCAAACAAUUUCGACUUAGUCAGUGAGAUAAAGGAUAUACUGUCACUUAAAUACAUGGAAAGAACGAUUCGAACAAAGCAUUGUUUAAACUGAAUGUGUUUGGAAGAGAGGGAUUUAAAUUACCUUUUUUAAAAGGACAAUAGUAGCAUUAAUAGUUUGUGAACUUUAGGCAUAAGUAUAUGCAUUGUUAAUGAAGAUAGACAUCGGUCUGUAUAUCAACAAGUCUGGAAAAGAAAAAAAAAGUCAGACCAAUAACAGUGGCUAGAAGCAAUCAAUAUGCCGUCUGGUAUUAAAGAAACGAAGUCUUUGCCAGCAAUACUAAUCAAUCUUAAGGCCAUGACGUCUUUCCAGUCAAGUGAGGGUCAGUCAGCAGCGAAAACACUCGCGUCCGCAGAGAAGUCAAACUAUGAGCUGAAACUCCAUGGAAACAAAAUCCUCGACUCCCGCUUCAAUUCAGCGAGGGCUAGGAGUUCGUCGAUCUCGAGCACAGCCUCGGUCAAAGUCAAAGGGGCUAAAGAAAACGCAAGGACCGCCUCUCAGUUGAGUCGCUCCUCUUCGCUCUUAAGCCUAGGAGCCUCUGCUCCUCCUCUUCGAGGAAAGAAGAAGAAGAGGCGUGAGGCUGAGUACGCUGCGCAGAAGCUAGCCAGGCAGAAACAAGAAAUGGCAGAUCUGUACAGAGGAACACCUGUAACUAACCAACGGGCAACAUCGGGAGAAAUCAUUCGAUUCUUAUAUGAGCUGUGGGUGCCUCAACUAUCUGCUAACUACCGCAAAGAUGUUCCUGUGACAACAAGUUGUCGACAAGAUUUGAGAAAUGUUCGAAAGAUUGCGCAGACGACACCCAGGCGCGUGCGGAAACUUCAUCGCGCCAAGUUGAUCAUUGAAACCUGCCACGAAAUUGCCAAACCCAGCGGUGUGGAUAGUCUGGGUUCUUCUGUGGUAACACUUAGUGUAGGAUAAAAGUUGGAUGUGACGUAGCCUGUGGUGACAUUGUAGGAUAAAAGUUGGAUGUGACAGUCUGUGGUGACACUUAGUGCAGUAUAAAAGUUGGAUAUGAAAUUUAACUCACAAACAUAUGUUUACUUAUAAUUUGGAAGUUUUGCUGUGUGGUUAAAUAUUGCAAAAGAAACUAAAUUGUCGUUACUCUACACUAUCAUGAAACUGUUACACCACAGUGUUGGGGUAGGAAGAUAUUUGAAUAUAUAUGUCAACAUUGCACAGUUCAAUUCAGACUCCAUACAAAAGAACGCGAGAAAAAAAAAGGAAUGACUAAAUUAGUAGCCGAUGUGCUGGGUUUUUAAAGGAAAUUAUAAUUUGUACAUUAAUAUUUAUAUUUGUGACAAAACUUUUUAAAGGCUACUUAGUGAAUAUAUUAUCAUUGUAAGUGAUCAUUACAAUAUUUGUAUUACAAGAAUGUUUAGAUUAUAACAUUAAUGCUGCAAUGUCUACAUUAUAAUAACGUUAGUGCAUUAAUGUCUACUUAAUAUUAGCAUAUAGAUUUGGUGAUGUAAAACAAAUUCUUAAUUAGGUUCUUGAUUUAUUAGUAGUAGUGCAUUUAUUUAUUUUUUUUAAAUUAUAUAUAAAUAGAAGUGCAGCAAUAAAUUAAUAAGAUAAAAGUCAUACAAGAAAUGUUUUUGUUUAAAUCUUAAUACUCUAGACAUAAGAGAAAACAAAAUAAAGAAAAUUGUAUAUGCAUUAAUGAUUUGAU